Molecule: messenger RNA, 2382 nt
Organism: Gordionus sp. m RMFG-2023
Lineage: Eukaryota; Metazoa; Nematomorpha; Gordioida; Chordodea; Parachordodidae
Product: polypeptide N-acetylgalactosaminyltransferase 5-like
Exons: 12
Coding region: 207-2153 (648 amino acids)
Biological process (GO): protein O-linked glycosylation
Cellular component (GO): Golgi apparatus
Molecular function (GO): polypeptide N-acetylgalactosaminyltransferase activity
Source: RefSeq, a predicted model, not a curated record
AGUCAACAUGGUAAAUCAGUUAUCCUUAAUAUAGAAAUAGAAUUCUUAACUUGAAUUCAAUCUAUGGUUAUAUAAUUAUCAACAAAUUGUGACUUAAUCGAUAUUUGGGAUAUAAAUUGAACUAAUGCUCAAUUCAAGGGAACAACAAUGAUUAUUUAAUCCGCGAAAUAUCAUUUCAAAUCAAAAUAUAAAUCAAACAUAAAAAAAUGUCAUCUACGAUAUAUAUAUGUCCUAAGCUUUUACCGCAAAAGUUAAGAUUGUAUCUUCAUAAUUUGGCAAAAAAACACAAUAGGAGAAGAGCUGGGAGCUCAUCGUUUUAUUCUUGCCGUUGUUUAUUAUGUUUCGCCUUUUUAUGGAUCAUAGCUUUAUGGAUUUUUCUGUCCUUUAACGAGGACACAUCCGCAAAAAAUGUAACAUCUUUUCCAAACAGAAAUUCGCAAGAUCUUAUAAAAAUAUCCCCCCUUCAACCGUUUGAUAUUCAUAGAAUCGGUCAAAAAAUAGUCAAUUUACCAAAAAAGUUUUACCAAAAUUUCGCAGAAGUUGUGGAUAAUUGGGCAGGGCAUCCGGAUGAAGCUGGUGUUGGUGUACUGCCACCUCCAGAUCAAGACGAGACAAUGGAUCCUAAAGGAUAUGGCGAUAACGGCGAAGCCGUUGUUUUUAAAAAAUUAAAUCCUGAACAGCAAAAAGAAAUGGAUGAAGGUUGGCAAAACAACGCUUUUAAUCAAUAUGUUAGUGAUCGCAUAUCUCUACACCGUAAAUUGCCUGAAGUCAGAGAUAAAGAAUGCUUGGCGAUAAAAUAUGAUUAUAAUCUUCCAACGACAAGUAUUGUUAUGUGCUUUCACAACGAAGCCUUUUCGGUCUUAUUAAGAGGCGUUCAUUCAAUUAUAGAUCGAACACCAUCGCAUUUGCUCAAGGAAAUUAUUUUAGUCGAUGAUUUUUCUGAUAUGGAUCACGUGAAAGGAAAAUUGGAUAAAUAUAUUGCUAAAUUGGGUAAAGUUCGCGUUGUAAGGACUAAAAGGCGUGAAGGCUUGAUCAGGGCACGAUUAAUCGGUGCUGCUAAUGCCACAGGGGAUGUUAUUACUUUUUUGGAUUCUCACAUUGAAUGCGCUAAUGGGUGGGCCGAGCCUUUAUUACAGCGUAUAAAAGAAGAUGAAAGUCGCGUGGUGUGCCCUGUGAUAGAUGUCAUCGAUGAUUCUACAUUUAAAUUUCAUUAUUCGGGAGCCAUAGGUACUAAUUUGGGUGGAUUUGAUUGGAAUCUGCAAUUCAAUUGGCACGCUAUUCCCGAAAGAGAGAAAAAAAGGAGGAAGUCCGCUGUCGAUCCCCUUUUUUCCCCCACGAUGGCUGGUGGGUUAUUUUCUAUCCACAGAGGCUAUUUUGAAAAAAUAGGAACUUAUGACGCCGCUAUGGACAUAUGGGGAGGAGAAAAUCUAGAGUUAUCUUUCAGGGUAUGGAUGUGUGGUGGUACGUUAGAAAUUAUACCUUGCUCUCAUAUCGGACACAUAUUCCGCAAAAGAAGCCCUUACAAAUGGAAAGCGGGAGAAAAUGUACUAAAAAAAAAUUCCGUUAGAUUGGCAAUGGUUUGGUUGGAUGAAUAUGCCGAUUACUAUUUUCAAAGGAUCAAUCAUGAUUAUGGCAAUUAUGGCGAUAUCUCUUCGAGAAUAGCUCUGAGGGAACGAUUAAAAUGUCACAACUUUAGCUGGUACAUUCAUAAUGUCUACCCCGAACUUUUUGUUCCCGGGGAUGCUUACUCUACUGGAGAGAUCAGGAAUAUGGGAAAUAAUUCGUUCUAUUGUUUGGACUCCGCUGCAAAUAAACAAAGUAUAAAUAAACCUGUUAACAUGUAUCCCUGCCAUAGACAAGGUGGAAACCAGUAUUGGAUGUUAAGCAAAGAUGGCGAAAUCAGACGAGAUGAUAUGUGCAUUGAUUAUGCUGGAAGCGCUCCUGUUGUAUUUCCUUGUCAUAGUCAAAAGGGAAAUCAAUAUUGGGUCUACAAUCCUAUUAAAAAGUCAAUCGAACAUUUUUAUAGCAAAUUAUGCUUAGAGAUGAAUAUAGACGGUCAAACGUUGGUAAUGAAAGAAUGCAAUAAAUUGUCUCAUCAACAAUGGGAUUUAGAAAAAUAUAAAUAUGGUGUCAAAAUAUCAAACGAAGUUUAAACUAAUAAAUAUAAAUUAACUUUAUUUAGUUAAUCUAAUUAAUAAAUAUUCGGUCUCCCAAUGCACUUAUUUUAAUUAAAAUGCGAUUUUUUGUAUGAAUUUGUCUUAUUGUAAUAAUUUUGUUAUGCUUGAAAUAAACUUGCAUAGAAUUUUAUAUCGCCAAAUACUUUUUUUAUAUAUAUAAUUCAAAAAAGUUACUUCCCUGUUACAUUGUGAUUUUUUUAUGAGG